Ipomoea nil (Japanese morning glory) is the source of this 1328-nucleotide messenger RNA. Its product is annotated as plant cysteine oxidase 1-like. NCBI's taxonomy places the organism in Eukaryota, Viridiplantae, Streptophyta, Magnoliopsida, Solanales, Convolvulaceae. Bases 226 to 1092 code for a protein of 288 amino acids. Gene Ontology annotation, molecular function: oxidoreductase activity, acting on single donors with incorporation of molecular oxygen, incorporation of two atoms of oxygen. The record is from RefSeq and is a predicted model, not a curated record. The transcript has 5 exons.
UUUCAUUGGUUUUCUGUUUUCUCCCUUCCAUGUAUACAAAUAUGCGUAAUGCCUAGUUUUCCAUUCCCAUUAAUUACACUUUUUUCUCUCUCACACGCAUCUCUGCUCUAUAAAUCCUUUCAUUUCAUCAUCAACCUCUGUGCUACAAUCGCAGACAGGAGAAAAUACACUGCUGCCAAUUCUGUUGUUGUUUUGUUUGGGGAGCGGGGCUAGGAAUCGGAAUAUAUGACGACGGGGCUGGUAGAGCCGCGGGAGAGGGAGGGCGUCGGCGCCAAGAAGGGCCGGAACGUGGCUGUGAUGGCGACGGCGAAAAAGAAGCCUCGUUUGCACAAUGCUGUUGGGUUGCAGAGGCUGUUCAUGCUUUGCCGCCAGGUGUUUGAUGGAGUGCCUGGCUCGGUCCCUUCUUCCGCUGACGUGCAGAGGCUCUGCAAUAUUCUAGAUGGUAUGAUACCAGAAGAUGUUGGACUAAGUGCGAAUCUGCAGUUCUUUCAGCCUAAAACUAAGGUUGAAGGUGAUCCAAGGGUCACAUUCACAACCAUCUACAAGUGCAACAACUUCUCGCUUUGCUUGUUCUUUCUUCCUGCAAAUGCUGUCAUACCUCUACACAACCACCCAGGAAUGACGGUAUUCAGCAAGCUUCUGCUAGGGAGCAUGCACAUUAAAGCAUAUGAUUGGCUUGAUCGCGAUUCAGAGUUGUCUUCAAGAGUAAUGGCGCAUUCAGUAACCGAGCAAAAUUUUCUUGGAUUUUUUGUAGCUGAUGCAGUUAAAGAAGGCAUUGGAAGGAGAUUGGCGAGGUUGAAAGCUAACAAAGUAUUCACAGCACCAUGCAACACUUCUGUUUUAUACCCAACAUCUGGAGGCAAUAUUCAUGAAUUUAAAGCUAUUACACCAUGUGCAGUGCUUGAUGUGCUUGGUCCUCCCUAUACCAUGGAUGAUGGCCGCGACUGCUCAUAUUACAGAGACACUCCCUUCAAUGCUUUAUCAAAAGCAGAAGAAGAUGGUGAACUUUAUGGAUGGUUGGAAGAGAUUGAAAUGCCCAAGGAUGGAGAAAUGGAUGUUAUCCAAUACUUAGGUCCACAGGUUGUAGAAUAGUCCAUAAGCUAAUCCCAGGUGCUCCUAAUAUUUCCUUCUUUAUUUUUCCUCCUAUUUUCUUUUGGGAGCUGCCAUUUUUUAUUCUUUUUGCCCCUAAUUAGCUCAUUAGAUGUCAUCUUCUCCAAGUACAUGUAAGAUGUAAGUAUAUAUGUAACAUGUAUAUAGACCAGAAUAGAGUUUGAAGAUAUAUGUGAGUAGCCAAGUGACAAGUGAGAAUCCUUCUUUCAGUUUUCACA